AAUAUCAUAAACAUUGAACAUUUGUACAUUGUAUUGCAAAGUCCAUGGUUUGUGUUGUAGUGUAGCAGUUUGCGCACGUGUUUUCAUUUGGAACUUGCAAUAAAGUUUCUUGUGACGUGAGAAUGUUACUAGCCUAUUGUUUCUUUAUUGCCCAUUGACGACAAUUUACCAUUUCCGUGUGCAAGUUCAUAUGAUCAGUGAGAAAUCGUGUCAAAGAUAAGUCUGACGUUGAGGCAACAUGGCACUGGUACUAAUGGAGGAAUUCGGCGAAGUACCGGGAGAAGGACGUGUACAGAAAUGGAUUCUGAAAUCGUCUAACAUCACAGUGGAAAUCAUAACACUCGGGUGCAUCAUAACAGCCAUCAAGUGUAAAGGCAAGAAUGGAGAGGUCAAAGACAUCGUUCUGGGUUAUGAUGAUCUUGAGGGCUAUCUGGCCAACCCCAAGUACUUUGGUGCUGUUAUCGGCCGGGUAGCCAAUAGGAUCGCCAAGGGCAGAUUUGUGGUCGACGGGAAGGAUUAUCAACUGGCCAUCAAUAAUGGACCUAACUCCCUCCAUGGAGGACUGAGGGGCUUCAGCAAGGUGAUAUGGGGAAGUGAGGGUGUGGAGGGCGGGGUGCGGCUCACUCUCACCAGCCCAGACGGAGACCAGAAUUACCCCGGGGAUGUGCAGGCCUCUGUCACUUACACCCUGGAGGGGGACACACUGAGCAUCCAGUACCAGGCCCGCUCCACUAGAACCACCCCCAUUAACCUCACCAACCACUCUUACUUCAACCUGGCUGGACAGGGCUCAGCUGACAUCUACGACCAUGAAGUGUCCAUCAACGCUCCAACAUAUUUGCCUGUAGAUGACGUCAUGAUCCCCACUGGUGAGGUCAGACCAGUGGAGCACACACCCUUUGACCUUCGGAGGCCAGUUCUGAUUGGCCCACGGCUGAAAGAAGUGCCUGGGCCUGGGUUCGACCACAACUUCUGCCUGUCAUCACCUGGAGAUGCUUGGACAGAGCGCAUGUGUGCAAGGGUAUUUCACCCAGCGAGUGGGUGUGUUAUGGAGGUCAGCACCACUCAGCCCGGCGUCCAGUUCUACACAGCCAACUUCUUGGAUGGCUCUUUUAAAGGAAAGGGUGGGGCCUCUUAUCCUAAACACAGUGCCUUCUGCCUGGAGACACAGAACUGGCCUGACGCUGUCAACCAGCAGGGCAAUAACCUAAAAUACAUGGCCAAAUCUACACUGGAGUUGAUUACCAAGAAGACCCGUGAAUGUUCCUGAGUGGCCGAGUUACAGUUUUUACUUAAAUCUACAUGAUAAUCUAUGGAAAGACCUGAAAAUGGUGAUCUAGCAAUGAUCAACAACCAAUUUGACAGAAGAAUUUUGAUGUGACUAAUGGGUCAAUGUUGUACAAUCCGUGUGGAAGGCUCUUACCCAAGACUUACCCAGAAACACUCACAGCUGUAAUCUCUGCAAACGUGUUAAUAAAAAGUUUUGACUCAGGGGUGUGAAUGCUUAUGUACAUGAGACAUUUCUGUAUUUAAUUUGAAAUAGAUUUGCAAACAUGUCUAAACAUGUUUUCACUGGGGUAUUGUGUGAAGAUGGGUGAGAAAACAUAUAUUAAGUCCAUUUUGUAACAAAACAAAAUGUGGGAUAAGUAAAAGUGGUAUAAAUAUUUUCUGAAGGCACACUUUGUAAAAAAUUGCUCAAGCUCAGUAAAUUUGGUUGGGAAUCAUUGAUGGACAGCAAUAUGCAAAGCUUGUCUUUUUCAUUUGUUUUAAGCAGAUUUACGUCAGGAAUAUACAGUUCCAGUCAAAAGUUUGGACACCUACUCAUUCAUUGGUUUUUCUUUAUUUUUACUAUUUUCUAGAUUGUAGAAUAAUAGUUAAGACAUCAAAACUAUGAAAUAACACAUAUGGAAUCAUGUAGUAACCAGAAAAGUGUUAAACAAAUCUAAAUCUAUUUUAGAUCAUUCAGUGUAGCCACCCUUUGCCUUGACAGCUUUGUACACUCUUGGCAUUCUCUUAACUCUAAUGUGUGGAAGCCAGGAGAAGCUAAAAGUUGUUUAUGUUAAUUAGCGGUCAAUUACCGUGAGUCUGACCGUUAUUUGCUUGACAAUCAUCUGCUGACAAUUUCGUGCCCGCCACAGCCCUAGCUAAGAGUUGUGCAAAGCUGGUAGAAUCUGAUUCAAAAUGAUUCACAGCUGUAAUGGCUCCCAAAGGUGCUUCCACCAAGUAUUAACUCUGGGGUGUGAAGACAUCAAGACAUACGCAAUUAAGACAUCUUCAUUUAUUUUAUUAAUUGGAAAAUGUUCUCUAACUUUCUUUCACUUGGUGGAGUAGGUUGUGUAAAUCUAUAGGACAAAAAAAUAUAAUGUAAUACCUUAUUAGAUUUCAUUUUAAGGCAGAAAAAUGUGAAGGCUGUCCAAUCCUCCUCUGUAGUUAUAAUGCACUCUGCCCCUCUCUUUCUGCUGGCCCCCUGUGCUGCCAGCAGAUAUAUGGCAGUAAUUGUUCCUUGAGUAAUCACAGCAUCAGCUUAUAACGGGAGUGCCUGCUAUGGAGACCAUGAAAGAUUUACUGAGCACUGUAUACUCCUCUCUUCUGUCCUCACUGUAACUCAUUCCCUCGCCUGGACUGUCUCUUCUCUCUCCUCCCCAUCUCUCUCUUUCUCUCUCCAUCACUGUUUCUCCCUCUCUCUCUGUCCUUUCUCGCCUGCCCUGCACGUUAUUGCCUCACUUCUAUCCAUCUUUCUCUCUAGGCUCUCUUUGUCUUUACAUCCAUCCAUAUCAAACUCUGAGAAAUUGAAUUCUGGGCUGGAAGACUGGCCUUUUAAGUAGGAGAAGGCUGCAUGAGGUUGAUUUCCAUAAAUCCUGUUCCUCCAUUCCUCUUGCUGUGCUAGCCUUGUGGAGAUUAGUUUCACAGCUUCUCUUCUUGCCCACAGUGUCAGUAGAGUGAAUUAAAUAUGAGCAGGAGGAAGGACCAGUACAACUGUAUUCUAUACUAUGUACUGUAUCUUUAGUCUAUGACACACUGACAUUGCUCAGUCAUAUAUUUAGAUAUUCUUAAUUCCAUUCCUUUACUUAGAUGUGUAUUAGGUAUUUGUUUUGAAAUUGUUAGAUAUUACUGCACUGUCGGAACUAGAAACACAAGCAUUUCGCUACACCCACAAUAACAAAUCCAAUUUUAUUUGCCGGAUGCACCGAAUACAACAGCUAUAGAUCUUACAGUGAAAUGCUUACUUACAAGCCCUUAACGAACAAUGCAAAUAGUCUGGGUAGCCAUUUGAUUAGAUGUUCAGGAGUCUUAUGGCUUGAGGAUAGAAGCUGUUUAGAAGCCUCUUGGACCUAGACUUGGUGCUCCUGUACCGCUUGCCAUGCCUCCAUGAGUGCUAAACACGUGUAUGUGACCAAUAACAUUUUAUUUGAUCUGUACAGGUCUAUGAACCCCAUUUCUGUCGUUCCAAGUGUUUACGUACUGUAUGUGGGUAUUUGCAUGUAGGCAAGAAGAGUGUUUGAAACCUGGCUAACAAGGCUAGCCUAAACAGAGGGAAUCACAAGCACUCAUGAAGGCAUGCACACACACACAUCCCUAAAUACAUACACUGCCGUUCAAAGGUUUGUUUUCACUUAGAAAUGUCCUUGUUUUUUAAAGAAAAGCAUUUAUAUUUGUCCAUUAAAAUAACAUAAAAUUGAUCAGAAAUACAGUGUAGACAUUGUUAAUGUUGUAAAUUACUAUUGUAGUUGGAAGCUACAGAUUUUUUAAUGGAAUAUCUACAUAAGCAUACAGAGGCCCAUUAUCAGCAACCCUUUUACAAUUAUGUUAGCACAGCUGAAAACUGUUGUUCUGAUUAAAGAAGCAAAAAAACUGGCCUUUAGACUAGUUGAGUAUCUGGAGCAUCAGCAUUUGUGGAUUCGAUUACAGGCUCAAAAUGGCAAAAAACAAAUAACUUUCUUCUGAAACUCGUCAGUCUAUUCUUGUUCUGGGAAAUGAAGGCUAUUCCAUGCGAGAAAUUGCAAAGAAACUGAAGAGCUCUUAUAACACUGUGUACUACUCCCUUCACAGAACAGCGGAAAAUGUCUCUAACCAGAAUAGAAAGAAGAGUGGGAGGCCCUGGUGCACAACUGAGCAAGAGGACAAGUACAUUAGUGUCUAGUUUGAGAAACAGACACCUCACAAGUCCUCAACUUGCAGCUUCAUUAAAUAGUACCGGCAAAACACCAGUCUCAACCUCAACAGUGAAGAGGCGACUACGGGAUGCUGGCCUUCUAGGCAGAGUUGCAAAGAAAAAGAUCUCAGACUGGCCAAAAUCUCAGACUGGCCAAAAAAAAAUACAAGAUUAAGAUGGGCAAAAGAACACAGACACUGGACAGAGGAACUCUGCCUUGAAGUCCAGCAUCCUAGAGUCGCCUCUUCACUGUUGACGUUGAUACUGGUGUUUUGCGAGUACUAUUUAAUGAAGCUGCCAGUUGAGGACUUGUGUACAGUACAGUACCCUUAAAAUAUUGCCGUCUUGGUAGAUUGGAUACAGCUACAGUGCAAAAGUGCUGUCAGCUCGAGUUUUUAACAGCUGCUGGUGGGUUUGCUGUCCGGUAAUUACAGCCAUUUGAGUUGCCUGCCGCUACGUGGAUCACAUUCAGAGUUCACUAGCGCCAGAUCUGGCCCCUGCCCUUCUGUACUGUAGGAGAGGCAGGGAUCCAUGCAGAGAUACGGACAUUUGCAUUGGUUUGAGCUCAAGAACAAAGUGCACAGGCAAAUGACAGAUUGAGAAGGACUUCCAUUUGCAUACAUGCAUACAUACAUACAGUAUCAAACCGCUGCGCAUACGUGAGCCAGAGAACACUGCAGUUGGAGCAAACAGGGUGAGGGGGAGGAAAGGAGAGUGUGGGUGGGAACACAGGGUGCAGGAUGAGUCAAAACAGGAGAUGAGGAGAGCGUUGUAGCCACACACACACACACACCCUCACAUGGAGAGGUUUGAACUGAACUCUGCCUUUUGUCUUCUUCAGACUGAACAAUGUCAGCCAGUCCAUGUUUUAACCUCAGUUCCCUUUUUCUGUUCAGAUACUUCUCCAGUUCCUUAAACCUGACCGUGUCCAUGUGAUGGGAAACACCAUGUGUGCGGGUGUACGUUUGUCUGUGUCCCACAGGGCGCACACUGGUUGAACCAACGUGGAAUACACGUUGAAUUGAGGUCUGUGCCCAGUGGGGUGUGUUUGUUCGUUCAGCACAUCCAUUGAGCCUCACAUUGAGAUACUGACUCAAUGUAGCUGUCUGUCAUGUCACACAUUGGGCCAACAGAAAGACCUCCUCCAUAUUCACUCCUAACCUCCUAGCAACCAAUUUUAGAGUUGUAUGCACCUAGCAAACAGUUUUAGCCUGCCAAUGAGUCUUCCAAAAGACGACACAGACAGAAACCUUGCUUCUGUCUUCAAUGUGACCCUCCUGUGUCCUGU
Molecule: messenger RNA, 5441 nt
Organism: Oncorhynchus masou masou (cherry salmon)
Lineage: Eukaryota; Metazoa; Chordata; Actinopteri; Salmoniformes; Salmonidae
Gene: galm
Product: galactose mutarotase
Exons: 7
Coding region: 239-1270 (343 amino acids)
Biological process (GO): beta-D-galactose catabolic process via UDP-galactose, Leloir pathway; glucose metabolic process
Molecular function (GO): aldose 1-epimerase activity; carbohydrate binding
Source: RefSeq, a predicted model, not a curated record